AUGCCUGAAGGAACUAUGAAAGCGCUCUGGUAUAACGCGCCUCGAGAUUUCGAAAUAAAACAGGUUCCCAUUCCGAAAGUUGGCGACGACGACGUUUUACUUAAAGGUGGGUCGCCCUUCUCAUUGCUCGCGCGACUCACAUCCCCUCUAGGAAUAUGCGGAACGGAUGGUCAUAUAGACCAGGGGGAAUUUAUUUCCAAGUUCCCGCUGAUCCCAGGCCAUGAAGCCAUUGGUUCUAUCGUGGAGAUGGGGAAGAACGUGAAGGGAUUUUCCAUUGGAGAUCGAUGCGUCGCGGACGUCGGGAUCACAUGCGAUAAUUGUUUCUACUGUCGCCGUGGGCAAUCACUGCUAUGCGAGGACUUUAACGCGCGGGGUGUCACUCAGGAUGGCGGGUUUGCUGAGUAUAUCGUCUACCAGCAGAAGAAGCUCUACAAGAUCCAUAAUUUAACAGAUGAAGAAUCUACGCUCCUCGAACCCGCCGCAUGCGCAAUCCACGGGCUGGACAAGCUCAACCCCCCCGUCGGGAUCGAGGUUCUCCUCCUCGGUGCCGGGCCAACCGGGCUCGUCCUCGCGCAACUGCUCAAAUUGAACGGUGCUUCCCGCGUGGUGAUUGCUGCGAACAAGGGCGUCAAGAUGGAUAUUGCGAAGCGGAUUAACGCUGCGGAUGAGUAUGUCGAGUUGGAUCGUCAGCAUCCGGAGGCGCAGUGGAAGAAGUUGAAGGAUGACAAUCCGCAUGGGUUCGAUGUUGUUGUGGAGGCGACUGGGGUUGAGAAAUUGGCGGAUGAGAGUAUUAAUUAUGUGCGGAGGGGUGGGACGUUGAUGAUUUAUGGGGUUUAUGAGAAUAAGGCGCUUGUUCAUUGGCCGCCCUCCAAGAUUUUUGGAGACGAAAUCAAGAUUAUUGGUUCAUUCUCUCAAACGUACUGUUUCCCUCGCGCUGUUGCAUACCUUGACGGCGGAAAGAUCAACGUCAAGGGUAUGGUGACUGAUGUGUUCAAACUUGACGAUUAUCAAGCAGCCCUGGACAAAAUGAACAGUAGGAAGGCGUUGAAAAUUGUUAUAAAACCAUAG
Laccaria bicolor S238N-H82 is the source of this 1068-nucleotide messenger RNA. RefSeq lists its product as uncharacterized. The coding region runs from base 1 to 1068 and encodes 355 amino acids. The record is from RefSeq and is a predicted model, not a curated record. The transcript has 9 exons. Lineage: Eukaryota; Fungi; Basidiomycota; Agaricomycetes; Agaricales; Hydnangiaceae. Gene Ontology annotation, molecular function: oxidoreductase activity; zinc ion binding.